This is a messenger RNA of Lactuca saligna, 1721 nucleotides long. The record is from the annotation of a GenBank genome assembly. NCBI's taxonomy places the organism in Eukaryota, Viridiplantae, Streptophyta, Magnoliopsida, Asterales, Asteraceae.
CAAUUUAUGAUAAAAAUUAAAAACCCUUAAAAUUAUAUAUUCUGCUGUAAACUGAAAAUUGUUUUACCGACAGUGGUGGAUACUGGAUAGGUCAGUACUUCCCGACUUCCCGUUGUUCCCUGGUAUUAUAGGUCAUGCUAUGCUAUAUGUACCCACAAUUUCAUCAGUUCCUACUUCCUACUUGCUACCAAACUGCUCUUCGGAUCAUCUUGUUUACAAAAAUGGCUUUCUGUAAUCCACCUACCCUUUUACAUUCAUCGUCUUCCCGGCCUCAAUUCCAUUCCAACUCCAAUCAUAUCCUCGUCCGACGAAUGCCGCGAAGAUUUCUCACCAUAUCUAUGGCGAAAAAUUCAACAACACCGAAUGCUGAUAAUGACCCAAAACCCACAAAAUUCGUCACGUUUUUGGGUAAAGGCGGUUCUGGUAAAACCUUUUCCGCCAUAUUUGCUGCUCAGCAUUAUGCAAUGGCUGGGCUUAAAACAUGUUUGGUCAUACACUCGCAAGAUCCCACUGCAGAUUAUAUACUUAACUGUAAGAUUGGAACAACUCCUGUUACUUGCAAUGACAAUCUUUCAGCUGUCAGAUUGGAGACUACAAAAAUGAUUCUUGAACCACUUAAACAAUUAAAACAAGCUGAUGCUCGUCUCAAUAUGACACAAGGAGUCCUCGAAGGGGUUGUGGGAGAAGAGUUUGGUGUUCUUCCUGGAAUGGAUACAAUCUUUUCAGCAUUGCAACUUGAAAAGCUUGUAGGAUUUUUAAGGAACAAAACUCAAAAGAAUAGCUUUGAUGUAGUCAUAUAUGAUGGUAUAAGCACUGAAGAAACAAUAAGAUUGAUAGGUGCAACUGGUAAAUCAAGAUUGUAUUUGAGAUUUUUGAGAAAGUUGGCUGAAAAAACCGAUUUGGGGAGGUUGGCGGGUCCCUCGAUAAUGAGACUUGUAAAUGAGGCUUUUAAUGGAGGCACUAGUAGUUCUGGAUUCAAUGGGCAACUUAGUGGAGAAAUAUGGGAUAAAUUAGAGCACAUGUUAGAGAAAGGGUCAUCUUUCAUCACAAAUCCAGAGUUAUUCGGGUGCUAUUUAGUGAUGGAUAUGAACAAUCCAAUGUCAUUAAAUGCUGCAUUACGUUACUGGGGAUGUGCUGUUCAAUCUGGAGCACUUGUUUCCGGUGCAUUUGGUGUGACAAAUUCAAGUUGUGGUGAUGAAUGUCUAGAGAAUGCCAAAAAGACGUUUUUGCCCUUGCCUUUUGCAUCGUAUCCUCCUGUUUUGUUUAAAGAUCCGUUAGACUGGGAGGGUAUUUUGGGAAGUGGAAAAAGUAAUGAUGCACGAAAUCUUCUAAGUGGAUUGGAAAGUAGGUCAAGUGGAUAUUUGCAAUUGCAGCCUGUGACAUUUGAUCCUGCAAACAAAUCUGUUACCCUUCUCAUGCCUGGUUUUGACAAGUCUGAAAUAAAGUUAUACCAAUAUAGGGGAGGAUCCGAGUUAUUGGUUGAAGUUGGGGAUCAAAGACGUGGUUUUCGAAUUGGAGUUGUUAUCGGCUGGUGUUUGUACAGAAAGAUGUUGUUGGUGAAGAAGGUGGUGGUUUAUGGUUAUUUUCCAAGUAACAGGCGGUAUAAGGAGGAGUUUAAACAGGUGCUCGAUGGAAAGACGGUGGUGGUCUUGAGCUUUAAACUGGCGAAUGGGGUGGGUAAGGUGAGGGUCGAUUUCCAUGGUAGUGCAGAUUUCAAGUGA